AUGGCCAAUAAACGAUCAGCGCAAGAAGUUAUUGCACAAGAAUUUGAUAAGCUUGACAGUGAUGGUGAUGGAAUGAUAUCGCUGAACGAGAUUCAUCAUUUGUUAAACGAUAACUUUAAUAGAAAUCAAAUUGAGUUAACUGGCCAACAAAUUCGUCUACUUCUAAAAGAAGCUGAUAGAAAUCGCGAUAAUGUUCUUGAUUUCAGUGAAUUCUCACAGUUGGUAACAUCAGCAGAUGCACAGAAGAAAAAACUAAAAGUAUUAAUGUAUUCGGUAGCUGAUACAAUUAUUGCCAAGACUGAUCGACCGAUUGUGCAUACUUAUAUUGAUGAAUACAAUUGCAUGCCUCCACCAAUAUUUGUAUUAUGUAUCUCGAUUUUACAGGUAUCUACCUUUGUAUAUUAUAUGUAUGGACGACAAGAGAAUCCUUUUACUUAUUGCGCUGGUUGUUGGGUUGAUGGAACAAUUGGACCAUUUUUAUUUGCACCAUCUCUUCGUUAUCAGGCUUGGCGAUUCUUUAGCUACCAAUUUAUGCAUCAAGGGAUUCUUCAUCUAUUACCUAAUGUUAUUUUCCAAUUAGUAAUUGGUGUACCACUGGAACUGGUCCAUAAAAUGUGGCGGAUAGCAAUUAUCUAUUUGUUGGCUGUUUGCUUAGGGGCACUAUUGCAAUAUGCACUUGACCCAUCCGUAUAUUUGGUUGGUUGUUCUGCUGGUGUUUAUGCUUUACUGGGUGCUCAUCUUUCAAAUGUUAUAGUCAAUUGGGCCGAAAUGCCAUUUCGGUUGGUUAGACUAUUUAUCAUUUCUGCAUACGUUUUUACUGAUACAGCAUCGACUGUUUAUCGUCGUUUUCAAGUGAAUGAAUGCGAUCGCGUAUCGUACACUGCUCAUAUUGCUGGCGUUGUUACUGGUGUACUUAUGGGUGUCGUCAUUUUACAUAAUCUUAAGGUCUUAUACUGGGAGCGAAUACUUAUGACCGUGUCACUUAUAUUAUUUGGUACUAUCUUUUUGUUACUAACAGCAAUGGUUAUUUUUGUGAGUCCGUUUUCGAAACCAAUUUGGGAUACAAUACACUGCAAAAAUGAACCAAAUUUACUCGACAGUGAUGACUUUUAUACAGAUUUUAAGGAUUACUGA
Molecule: messenger RNA, 1134 nt
Organism: Brugia malayi
Lineage: Eukaryota; Metazoa; Nematoda; Chromadorea; Rhabditida; Onchocercidae
Gene: Bma-rom-1
Product: Rhomboid family protein
Exons: 9
Coding region: 1-1134 (377 amino acids)
Cellular component (GO): membrane
Molecular function (GO): serine-type endopeptidase activity; calcium ion binding
Source: RefSeq, a predicted model, not a curated record